Drepanopeziza brunnea f. sp. 'multigermtubi' MB_m1 is the source of this 1494-nucleotide messenger RNA. RefSeq lists its product as uncharacterized. NCBI's taxonomy places the organism in Eukaryota, Fungi, Ascomycota, Leotiomycetes, Helotiales, Drepanopezizaceae. Gene Ontology annotation, molecular function: aspartic-type endopeptidase activity. The record is from RefSeq and is a predicted model, not a curated record. Gene Ontology annotation, biological process: proteolysis.
AUGCGGUCUUCGCUAUCUACUCUCGUUAUGUCCAGCGUGGCCGGCGGAGUCCUCGCAGCUGAGAGCGCUCUGUAUCAUUAUAUGCCCGUAGAGUUUGAGUAUGACCUCGAUUCGAGGGUGACUGCCAACUUGACCUUUGGCACCGCUGCUUCAGCGGAGCCUGUCAAGGUGGUGAUGGAUUCCGGGAGUGCAAAUUUCUGGGUAUGGGCUCCAGGCGCGGUGGUCCAUUGGGGUUCCCCGUACUUUGGUGUCGUAGGACCUUGUAAUGAGACCGUCGAGACUCUCUACGACCCAGCCCUCUCACCCACUUCCUCGCUUAUCAACCAGACAUCCGCCUACGCCUACGCCGGCAACUCCAAGAUCGUCUCGGGCGAGCAAUGGGCUACUGAUACUAUCACCGCACCCGGAGGCACUGGCCCAAUAUCCAACAUCCAGUUCUCGCUCCAGACGUACGGACUCUUGAAAUUGGCUGAUAAUGGCUCAUGCCUACCUACGCCUUAUGACAAAAGUAUUUUGGGCCUGUCCCCCUACACCAACAACACAGUCGGUCCCUCGUUCCGCCAGAACCUCUUCAAGACCGGCCAAGUCGCCGCCCAAACCAUGUUCCUCUGGUUCGACAAGCACACGGGCACCCUGGGAGACCUCCUCGGCGGCAUCCUCUUUGGCGCCGUCGACGUAUCGAAAUACACGGGCCCGCUCGUCGAAGUUCCCAACGUCGUCGACCACGCAUCUCAGGUGGGCAUCUACGUUGCCAAGCCCAACAUCACCCUCAACGGGCAGACCUUCACCCCGGACCAGACCACCACCUGCCUAAUCGACUCGGGCGCUCACGGCGACGCUCUUCCUUUCGACUACACCGGCGAUCUGGAAUCGCAGUUCUACGCCGCCUCCGCCGGCCAACUGGUCGACUACAACGGCAUCGUGGCCUUCAACGGUACGUGCGAGGAUAUCCCCGCCGGGCUGAACGUCACUUACACGUUCGCGGGCGUGCGCGAGGGCGAGAGCAUCGAGAUCGUCAUGCCCGUGCGGAACUACGCCCGGGGACGCAUCGAUCCGUACAACGAUCGCGGCGUCUGCCUGCUCAAUUGGGAGAUGGGCGGCUGUAUCCUCGGGGCGCCGUUCGUCUCGGCUGCGGCGCUGCUGAUGGAUGACGACGGCGACAGGAUUGCUCUCGCGCAGGGCGGUGUUUCUGCCGAGGGGGCCGGCCUUCACAAGGAGAGCUUGGUGGUGCUUGGGGAGAGCAAGAGCUGGACUGAGCUGAAGCCAAAUCCUAACGAUGUCAAAAUGCACACACCCCCUUCUCGCACCAAAACUAAGAGUCAACCAACACUUCGAAAUCCCCCCCACCCCCCACAUUUGCCAAAGUUCAUGAAUCCCACCUUCGGAGGACGAGUUAAUUCGAUCACCAAGCUUAAAUCUUCUGCUUAUUUCACAGACCUACUAGUAGAUGCAUUCCUUAAAGGCCGCCCUCCUAAGGCCGUCCCCGAACCUUAA